Molecule: messenger RNA, 1185 nt
Organism: Penicillium salamii
Lineage: Eukaryota; Fungi; Ascomycota; Eurotiomycetes; Eurotiales; Aspergillaceae
Source: the annotation of a GenBank genome assembly
AUGCAGGAUACCCGCAACGGACUCGCGUGGGAUGACAAGGCAUUUGACCUCACGCCGGUGUGGACGCGAGAGCCAACGCUGGAAGCCAUCGAAAAUGUGUGUCGCAACAGGCUCUCAUUAGAUGACAAGGAGACCUGCGAUGUCACUUUCUUUGCCGAAGGCGCCUUCAACAAGCUCUACCUGGUGUGUACCAGCAACCGUCAGCUUCUGAUGCGAGUCUCUCUGUCCGUUCAUCCCCACAGCAAGACUCUGGGCGAAGUGACGACCUUACGAUUUCUUCGUCGCUCGACGAAUAUCCCAGUGCCAGAGAUUUUUGCAUAUGAUGAAACAGCAAACACCGAAAUCGGAUACGAAUGGAUCUUGAUGGAACGCAUGUCCGGUGUCCCUGCAUACAAGAAAUGGAGAACCAUGACCACCUUCCAAAAGGUAGCACUUGUCCAACAAAUGGCUGGGUUUCAAGCACAAAUGUUCCAACAUACGUUCUCCGGAAUUGGAACUCUUAUUCCCGGCGAUGAAACCACCCAGAAUGAACAGCCAGGCGAGAUUGUUUCGACCUCAUUCUUCAUGGGCCAGCGUUUUACUUUCGACAUAGCUCGUGGGCCGUUCCGCUCGACCUAUGAUUGGCUUUCGUCUCACCUCAAAUUUAUCAUUCAAAACUAUACUUUGGAGAAAGAGGAGGCCGAAGAUGAAGACGACGAGGAAGCCGCUGUCUUUGCUCUAUCGGUUACCGACAGAUUGAUUGGAUUAUUGCCUAAGAUAUUCCCCACUCUUCAGAAUCCCCCGGAACAAUCCGUCCUUUGGCAUCAAGAUCUCAAUCUCAACAAUAUUCUGGUGGAUGAGAAAGGAAACAUCACCGCUGUCAUUGACUGGGAAUGUGUCUCAGCCAUGCCACCUUGGAUGAUUACUGAAAUGCCGGAAUUCUUGAUCGGUUCAACUCGAGAACAAGAACCAAAGCGUGAAAGAUAUAACGAUGAAACCCCCGAACAGGCUGCAGAAAUUGGACCUUCUGCAGAUCCCGAGCUUGACAAUGAAGGAAAAAAUGAACUGUACUGGGUUCACCUGAUGGAAUACGAGACUACUCACUUGAGGGAUCUUUAUACGAGAUGGAUGUGUCAACUUCGACCGGGCUGGGCCACCGAGGUCAAGGAAAACACACUUAAAAUGAUUUUUUCAACGCAGUAUUGA